AUGAGUCUUUUUUCGCAUUUGCCACCUCAUUAUGGCUAUUCGGUUUCGUCCUUUUCGGUGUUUACUCUUGGCGAGGCUACCUUUGCCUACACCCGUGCGAGCCUCCUUCACCUCAGCCCGUCCUGGCCUACACUGCGCCUAGCCUGGUGCACCCUUCCUGAGACGCGCUCUACUUCACAUGUGACUGUCUUGCAGCCAGCCACCUCUACUGCCCCCUCACCGUAUCGAUUAAUUGCCACUAACCCCGUCAACUUGCCGCCCGCUCCAGUGCGUUCGUUGUGUCUGUCAUCUUUCGCUCGCUCGCUGGCUCGCUGGCUCGAUCACUCGUUGGCUCACUCUUUCCUUCGGCGGCUAACACAAUUGCACACACACACCCACACACCGACAAGCACUCUCUCCAUCUCCGCCUCUCGUCACCUCUGCCCUCUCGGGCCCGACUCCAACUGA
Messenger RNA from Protopolystoma xenopodis, 447 nucleotides. Lineage: Eukaryota; Metazoa; Platyhelminthes; Monogenea; Polystomatidea; Polystomatidae. The record is from the annotation of a GenBank genome assembly.